UUAAAGGUAGCACAUGCCAAAGUCGCACACAGCAAGUUUGAAGACUUUGAAUUUCUUCGUCACACUCACACACAGUCACACAAAGGCCAAAUUUAGGCGCAAGGUAGUUUUUGGUAGUAAUGGCACAAAAUAAGCUAGGUUGAAAUUUGAUCCCUGUAGAACCGUUUCUCAUCAUCGUCAUUGGUUGGGCAUUCUUUAGGUUUUGGCUUUUCCUUUCUAUUUUUCAUUCACUUUCAGCUCAUUACUUUGACUCGGAGUCGGAUCCUCAACACAAGCCCAAGCUCUGCUGGCCAAGGUCUCUAGGACAUGAUCAAAAUAUCCUAUGAUGAGGUAGAUGAAGCUCAGUUAGACACCUUCAAGUAAAUCAACAUCAAGCAUUGCAGAAAUGUCAUUUCCAUCCCGACUUUUUCCUGUUGGGUCUCGAAUCGUCAAGAAUGGAUGCCUUGGAAUGGUGGCAGCCAAAGGAUCUUGCCAAAUGUGCACUGAAAUCGGGAAGCACGUCCCACCUCCGUCAGUUGGCGUUGUGAAAAGAAAUUGGACACAUCGCUUUACACAGGAAGGGAUCUUCGAGCCGAGUGAAUCAGCUGAGUUCAUAAUUGCUCAUGCCUUGGGAGAAAAAUCUCUGAUCAAUGUCAACCAUGCCAGGCGCCUCACCAAGGAGCAGAUAGAAACCAUUAGACGGCUUUGUAAAGAGAGGCUAACAGGCAAGCCCAUCCAGUAUGUGAUAGGAGAGUGGGAUUUCCAUGGCAUCAAAGUAGACCUGAAACCUCCAGUCCUGAUACCAAGGCCUGAAACUGAGCAUUUGGUUGAUCUAGCCAUAACAGACAUCCAAGACCAUAGAUCGGAACUGUUCAGAUGCUUGGAAAUCGGUUGCGGUUCUGGAGCAAUCUCGUUGGCAUUAUUGCGAGCAUUUCCUCAGGUACACAUGACUGCGAUUGACCUCUCCCCGACCGCCUGUGAUCUGACGAAACACAAUGCAGCAAAGUGUGGCGUCAUUCAACAGAUGGACGUCCACUGUUUGGACUUAACAGAAGAAACUGUAAAUAAUGCACUCUUUUCUAAAUCGCAGUAUGAGCUCAUUAUUAGCAAUCCGCCAUAUGUAUGCACUCAGGAGAUAGCGGAGUUACGCACGGAAAUCAGGGACUUUGAGGAUCACAAGGCCUUGGAUGGUGGGCCAGAUGGUUUGCGCGUCAUCAAAUUUGUCUUAGCCGCAGCAAAUAACGCAUUGUGUGAGGAUGGUUCACUUUGGCUUGAAGUCGGUGAUGAACAUGCAAAACUUAUUCCUGACUUCGUCAAAGAAAUGGAUUUGCAGUAUAUUGGAACUCAUGAAGACUUCACAAAAACGCCAAGAUUUUGCCAUCUGAGAAAGAGUUCAACAAAGAAGUCUUAAUGAAAGUUGAAAAGGUCUCGGACAAGAACACUGUUCUGUCUGUUGUAUGUGCCAUGUAUGUAUGUAUGUGCCAUGUAUGUGCCAUGAAACACUUUAUCGACCUGGAGAAUCAGUUCCCAAACUGAAAGAGAAUUUUAUUUUGUCUACCAGUACACUUGUGUAUUUAAGGCAGACCUUCCAACUUACCCAGCAGCCUACCCUGGGUAGUGUCUGGUAGAUUCCUGGGAAAGAUGUCCGUCACAAGACAACCGCCAAAAUACGUGCGCAUUGGUUAAUUUUACUGAAAUAAGAUGUGUCCAUCUGGUAACAUGGACAAUAUGACAGAAUAUGCAUUAAAUAUUGUGGUAAAUUAACCACAGGUUCUUCUGUAUAACAUGCACAUAUUCAGUUCAUGCAAUUUGUUAACUAUCAACAGGAUAAACCGGCUGAGCUUUUGCCUCUAUAUGUGGUGUAAAUCAUGCUUGAAAAACCUUAUUACUAGAUGAUUAUGAUAUUAUUCCAUCGCAGAAAGGCCUUUUUUUCUCGACAAACUGGAUUGCCUGCCUGAUUCUCGAAAAGCUGGGAAAUGGUUUUCCAGGUUGUUUAUCAAAUGUGCUAUUAAAAUUACUACCUCUAGUUUAGUGCUAUCAGAAUUGCUCUGUACAACCUUCAAACUUGAAAUCUCCAUUAUUUCGGAAUGAACAAAUCAUGCGCACAUUCAUUUUAAAUCUCCUCUGCCUUGCAUUAAGGAUCACUCAUUAUAGGAUACUGCUUAUUCCGUGUUCCACAAGUGACAUGCAAAUAUCAGUGCCGUAUUCAACUUUUUAGUUAUAGGGGUGGGGGGAGGUGUUAGUACCCCACUUUUUAUCCCAAAAACGUGUUAGAAAACAUGUUUUUCGAUAACGUAAGGAUGGGCAGUGACACCCCCAUCCAUGCAGUGGGCAAUAUCACCCCAUCCUGCUAAAUUUGGCCCUAGACGUGACAACUAUUUAUUUUUAUUUGCCUGUUGUAUGCUUGGCAAAGACCAAGUUAAUGUGAUUUUAUGCUGUAGGCAUGCAUUUGUUUGAGGUGUAAGACAUUUGGUCAUUACGAAAUUAUGAUGAAUAGGUAGAGAGAGGUGCAUAUUAAAUUCAUUUUAGCUCUAAUUGUUAGUCAAACCAGAAUACAUUUCAUGGUGUUUUACAUAUAUCCAUGAAUUGUUAGUCAAACCAGAAUACAUUUCAUUGUGUUUUACGUGUAUCCAUGACUUUGUGCUAAAGAGGGUCCAACCGUCUUGUUUUGAAGUGAAAGAUUAUGAAAAGUUGUUAAACUGUUUUCUUGCAUAUUUGACCCCUCAGCCAAUGCGACGGCGAGGGAUGUUGUUUCAUUUAGUAUCAGUCUAUUGUCUGUCAGAUCUUCUGUCUGUCAGUCCAUCAAAAUGAUGUAAAUGCUCUAAAUUGAGACUGCUUGAAGGUUUUCUUUUAAUACAUGGUAACUGCACAGGAUGUCAGUUGAGGCUGUGUGAUAUGAAAUCGGCUCGAUCCAAAUUAAGGUUUGACCACUAGGGGGCUUUUGCUGAAAACAGGAAACUUGCAAUUGAUGAUAGCUUGAAAUAUGGUGAAUGUGUCAACUAACAAUACGUGACAUAUCAAACGGUCAAACAGGCUUUUGGUUUGACCUGAUUUUUAAGGUCACGUAGGUCAAUGGUCGAAAGUUCAUGAUUGGUCCAUUGACCAAUGAUAUAAACGCUUUAUCUUGAGACUACAACAUGCAUAUAUCAACAAAACCAACUGUGCUACUUAUCACCAACCUCAACUUAGUCUUGGGCUGAGGGGUAUCACUCAGGUGCGACUAAGCAUGGUAUUUUGGGAACUUGUGUAGUGCCUUAAAAACAUACAGGAAUAUUAUGCUUUUUAAAAAAAUAGGUUUUACAGUCUGCCCACAUUUUGGGACCCAGUAGGUUUUUGGUACUGUGAUUUCUGUGCACUAUACAGCACAAGUCAUGAAGCCUGAAAAUUCAUGGAUCUCCUGAUGUGUUUGUUUGCCUUUUGCAUGUAAAUAGCAGAGUAGAACAUACGUAGAAAUGUCCAGCCUAUUUUGAAAGUUUCCCCUCAAAUAUAUGUGGAUGAGCUCAAAAGAAUAAAUAUACAGAUCUGAUUAGCUGGGUUAGAGUUUUGCUACCUGCAUGUAAUUGAUCACCCCAAUCUCAUGACUCACGAAAUUGUUGUUUUACUGCCUUUUUCCUUAUAAAUAGCAAAGCAGAGUAAACCAUGUGUAGAAAUGUUCAACCCAUUUUUAAAGUUGCCUCUCAGACAUGCGUAGAUAAGCUCACGUGUCGCCUAAAAGAGUAAAGAUCUGAUACGGCAGGUAAUUUUCUCUGAUCUCCGCUACAGGGUUCGAGUUUCACUGCAUUAAUCGAUCACCCCAAUCUUGUGACUCCUAAAACGUGUCUUUUCUGGCUAAUUUUUGCAUUUAUUCUUCAUUCUGAGGUGGUACUUAGAGAGAAUUGUGUGUGGUUGUUGAUAAAAAAUUUUUUGCCUGCCUCCAUUCAUUGGCCAUCUACCAUCUUAGUUGCUUUAGGCAGGCAAACAAAGGAACGAUAUCUUAAGGAUGGCCUUUUACUUAUCAACUGUAUAAGGCUAUAAUGAAACUUGGUGGCGGGCCAUGAGUGUACUUAUUUAGUCCACAGCUUAUUUUUGCACACUUUUUUUAUGGCAAUAAGGUUAGAACCUCAAGUGUGGUUUCAUUGUGAGUUUUCAAAAUAUAGAAGUGGUUUAUCAAAAGACACUAUGUAGACUCAUCAGGUUGGUAAAUCUCAACAUUUUUUUCGAAAGGCAUAGAUAGAGCAGUAGCUAGCGGGGGGGGGGGGGGGGGGAAUGCCCACCCAGAAGUCACCCAGAAGGCAAAAUAGUCUGUUUUUGCGACAACUCGCUGUUAAGGGAUCCUUGCCUGACCGGUCACAUUCAAAACGUUCAUGUUAAGUAUAUUUUGCCUUUUAUUUUAGAACCCUCAAACUUUUAAGCUGUUCAGGUCGCAAUCUCAUUCCUUUUUGAAGAACUCAAUAAAGACCACAACAGUGGUGAUAUAAGUUGGUAGGUGUACAGGACACAAAGAGUACCCAAAAAGUAUUUGAAAAUAUAGAGGUAUUAAUAUGAGUUUUGAAAUUUUUAACUGUAUUUUGGUAAUGAUCUAUUGAAUGGGUAGUACAUUUAGAGGAUGUAACUCAUGGGAAACUUAUACGUUUAUUGCAACUUUUGAAAUAAAUUGUUAGAGAGUAUUUUCCCUUUUUAAGAAUCUAUCAUGUGGCUUCACCCUGAAUUUAUUUUGCAUGUAUGUAAACACGUAUUAUUUAAGAUUGUUUUGUUAGUACUUAAAGCUUUAAAUAAAGAGAAAUGCUUUUUAAAAUAUAA
Messenger RNA from Lineus longissimus, 4758 nucleotides. RefSeq names its product MTRF1L release factor glutamine methyltransferase-like. Bases 386 to 1390 code for a protein of 334 amino acids. The record is from RefSeq and is a predicted model, not a curated record. Lineage: Eukaryota; Metazoa; Nemertea; Pilidiophora; Heteronemertea; Lineidae. Gene Ontology annotation, biological process: protein methylation. Gene Ontology annotation, molecular function: protein methyltransferase activity; nucleic acid binding. The transcript has 7 exons. Gene Ontology annotation, cellular component: mitochondrion.